Molecule: messenger RNA, 1101 nt
Organism: Plasmodium cynomolgi strain B
Lineage: Eukaryota; Apicomplexa; Aconoidasida; Haemosporida; Plasmodiidae
Product: transcription initiation factor TFIIB
Exons: 3
Coding region: 1-1101 (366 amino acids)
Biological process (GO): DNA-templated transcription initiation; transcription preinitiation complex assembly
Cellular component (GO): nucleus; transcription preinitiation complex
Molecular function (GO): TBP-class protein binding
Source: RefSeq, a predicted model, not a curated record
AUGUCAUCGUUCCACAACAAGAAGUUGGCUCUGAGUUCCCACCAUGACAGACCCACGCCACUGAACUUAGGCGCGAACAGUGAGAGCCACAGCGGGAAGAGGAAGCUCCUACGAACCUUUAGGAGCACGAGGAAUGAUACAUGUCCAGACUGCAAAGAAAAGGGAAUAAUCAUAUGUGACAACAGUGAAGGGACGCAAAUAUGUAACGGAUGUGGACGGGUGUUGGAAAGUCGUAUCCUCUCAGAGGAACAGGAGUGGAGAAAUUUUCACAGCGAUGGACAGAUGAAGUCGAAUGAUCGGAAUAGAGUCGGAGAGGUUAGUGACAUAUGGUUCGAAAAUAAUUUGACGAGUACGACCUUUAUAAAAUCAAGCAAGAAGCUACAGCAUCUGAAUAUGAUGACACAGAUCAAUAAGAGUGACCAGACUUUGCUGGCCGCCUUUAACAUACUGAAGCUUAUUUGUGAAACGUUUUUCCUGCGCAGCAAUGUGAUUGAGCGGGCGAAGGAGAUAACGAAGGAGCUGCAGGACAUGGAACAACUGAAGAACCGAAUCAACAACCUUAACAUGCUGGCAGUGGUCUAUCUGGCCUGUAGAGAAGCGGGACAUAUUAAGAGCAUCAAAGAGCUGAUCACAUUUGACAGGUCCUUCAAAGAAAAGGAUCUAGGAAAAACAAUAAAUAAGUUGAAGAAGAUCCUGCCUUCUAGAGCCUUUGUCUACAACGAAAAUAUCUCUCACCUAAUUUUUACCUUAUCGAAUCGGCUACAGUUAUCUAUCGAUGUGAUUGAAUCUAUUGAGUACGUCGUGAAGAAAGCCACGACGUUAAUUACGACAUCUCAUCGAUUGAACUCUCUUUGUGGUGGAUCCAUUCACCUUAUUGUUGAGCUUAACACAAGUGAUGAAAAGAAUUUGAAGUUGCCGAACAUCGCGCAAAUUGCUGCUGUGUGUGGAGUGACAACGAAUACGUUGAAGACGACCUUUAAGGAACUGCUGAGUGCUGCGGAUUAUAUUUUGCCUUCGUACUACUUGGUGGGGAACAACUCCAAGCUGGCCACACUUCGACAGAAGUACCUGAGUGACGACCGGCGCAGGAAGAACAAGUGA